Molecule: messenger RNA, 10714 nt
Organism: Pongo pygmaeus (Bornean orangutan)
Lineage: Eukaryota; Metazoa; Chordata; Mammalia; Primates; Hominidae
Gene: ADPRHL1
Product: ADP-ribosylhydrolase like 1
Exons: 8
Coding region: 797-7027 (2076 amino acids)
Source: RefSeq, a predicted model, not a curated record
AUGAGCUAGCAGGGAUGAUGUAAAUACGUUGAGCUGACCGAGGGCCGGAUGGGAGGUUCCAGUGAAGCCUGCGGUUUGCUGACGACUUUCCCCUCAGUGCAGUCCAGUUAUUUGAGAGCCGUUAAACACUGCAUGCUGAGAAGACACCGUCAUUUUUCACACAGGAGCUAGACUGACUUUGUUCCCUCUACACUGCAUUUUUUAAAAGUUUUCUAUCAAAAACAUUUCAUAAUCGAAAAGUUUUCUAAACGAUAAAACCGCCUGUCACACAUUAAUCUCAACAUUAUGUUGAGUGAAGGAAGCCAGACACCGAAGGCCACACAUUGUAUUUGAAAUGUCCAGGAAAGGCAGAACUGUAGACAGCAGAUGGGUUGUUGCCCGAGGGGUGAGGGCACGCCCCGCAGCGGGCCGCAGUGACAGGCACGCCUGCACACAUUCGCUCCCGCAUCACCCCGCACCACACACGGGGAAGCGUGCACACUCCUUCCAGGGACAGCGAGAGGAGCCCCUGCUCUGUCAACGCUCUGAAGGUGCUCCGGGUGCUGGCAGAAGCCAGCAGACUCCUUUGCUGAGGAGCUGGUCCUGUCCAGACGCGGAAGAAAACUGACACCUCCCACGUGGGGGACAGAAAGGUCCUCUCAUUGGUGCCACCUGCAGAGAUAGACAAGGAGCGCCUGGCCGUCAGAGGACGCUCCUGACAGUGACACAAUGACCACUAUAAAAGUCAGGCGGGCUGAGAAGGGGACAAAGUCCAGGACGCUUCCUAGCUGUGGGGUAAGAGGAGCUGCCUCCUGAGAUGGAGAAAUUUAAGGCUGCGAUGUUGCUGGGGAGCGUCGGCGAUGCUCUUGGCUACAGAAAUGUCUGCAAGGAGAACAGCACUGUAGGCAUGAAGAUCCAGGAGGAGCUGCAACGUUCCGGGGGCCUGGACCACCUCGUACUCUCGCCAGGAGAAUGGCCCGUGAGUGACAACACCAUCAUGCACAUCGCAACCGCCGAGGCCCUCACCACAGACUACUGGUGCCUGGAUGAUCUGUACCGGGAGAUGGUGAGGUGCUAUGUGGAAAUCAUUGAGAAGCUUCCAGAACGCCGGCCAGACCCAGCUACCAUUGAAGGCUGUGCUCAGCUGAAGCCCAAUAACUACCUCCUCGCCUGGCACACGCCGUUCAACGAAAAAGGCUCAGGGUUUGGAGCGGCCACCAAGGCCAUGUGCAUUGGCCUGCGGUACUGGAAGCCUGAGCGCCUGGAGACCCUCAUCGAGGUCAGCGUGGAGUGCGGCCGGAUGACCCACAACCAUCCCACAGGCUUCCUGGGCUCCCUGUGCACGGCCCUGUUUGUGUCGUUCGCCGCACAAGGAAAGCCGCUGGUCCAGUGGGGGAGAGACAUGCUGCGGGCGGUGCCGCUGGCAGAAGAGUACUGCAAGAAGACCAUCCGGCACACGGCAGAAUACCAGGAGCACUGGUUUUACUUUGAAGCUAAAUGGCAAUUUUAUUUGGAGGAGAGGAAAAUCAGUAAAGACUCAGAAAAUAAAGCCAUCUUCCCUGACAAUUAUGACGCAGAAGAGAGGGAAAAGACCUACAGGAAGUGGAGCUCAGAAGGUCGAGGGGGAAGACGAGGCCAUGACGCCCCCAUGAUAGCCUACGACGCCCUCCUUGCAGCAGGAAACAGCUGGACUGAGCUGUGUCACCGGGCCAUGUUUCAUGGAGGGGAGAGCGCGGCCACGGGCACCAUUGCAGGCUGCCUGUUCGGGUUGCUGUAUGGCCUGGACCUCGUUCCCAAAGGCUUGUACCAGGACCUGGAGGACAAGGAGAAGCUGGAGGACCUGGGCGCGGCUCUCUACCGCCUGUCCACAGAGGAGAACCAGAAGAGCAGCCAGACCUGCAGUGACGUCAUGUCUGUGGACGCCCAAACCCUGAAGAAGAAGAUGGGCAAGCUGGCCUGUGACCCGGCCGCCCACUCCAUCCUCAGCAGCCUGCUGCUCUACGUCACGGGUCGCGCAGACCGGCCCCCGGGGACAGAGGCCGUGGGGAGCAGGCCCAGCCACCAGCCCCAGACCCAGGAGGCCACCCAGCGGCCCACGCGCUUCCAGCUCCUGCAGGCCAAGUUCCUGGGCACUGGCCGGGAGCGCUACCUCAAGAGGACCCGGGAGGUGGGCCGGCUGAUCUCCAAGGACAAGCAGGGGCCGGGUGGGGGCCUUGUGGGUGCCACCAUCAACAAGCUCCUGGAGAAGACUAAGGAGCCGGCCCCAAAGGCCUGCCUCAGCGAGAAGCCCCGCUGGGGCCACCCGGCUGGGAAGAGCACCGUGAAAAACAUCCUGAAGAUAUUCUUGGCCGCCGAGGAGAAGGAGGCGAAGGAGAAAGAAGCGCGUGAGAAGCCGCCUGCGGAGCGGCCCAAAGCCGCCAGGGGCCUCUUGCCGAAGAUCAUGGGCAAGAGCUCGGUGCUGUCCAAGCUGCGGGAGAAGUUCGAGCAGAACAGUUGCCUGUACUCCGAGGCCAGUGCGCUGAGGCUGCACACGCAGGAGCGGAAGAAGAGGAACCUGCAGAGGAAGAGGAUGCACCGGCCAGAGGUGCGCGUGCUGCACACGGCUACCAUGGCCAGCACCUGCGUCAAGAUGCCCCCUGCCCGCUUUCUGGCCUGCACGGCCGAGCCCCUGCCGGCCCUCAGCAUCGCCACCGUCGUCUGUGGCCCCAGGAGCUGGCUGUCCCACUGCACCAAAAUCAGCCACUCGGAGGCAAGGCGUCCACCCAGAGGAGAAGCCAGCGUGCCCCCUAGUGCCAGGGAGACGGGGCCCAGUGGGAACAAAGCAGUGGGAAAGGGGCCCCUGGAGGAGGAGCCCCAAAGACAGCCAAGGCCCUGGAAGCCUGUGACACCCCAGGUGAUGGCUUGGAGGGACGGCCACGCUGUCCCCUCGCUGGCCCCCUCUUGUGCUCCCUGCACAGGUGGAGUCUUUUCUGGCCUUGUGCCUGCAUCAUCCCCACUGGGACCAGCCAGCCCUUGGGGCACCGGAUCAGCCAGAGGUGACGGGACAGCAGACCCCACCACAGACAGCACCGCAGGAGGCAUCCAGGAGGUGAGGGGAGCCAGACUCACGUGGUCUCCUGGGCCCCCAGGCGAGAGUGCAGGGGAGGGCCCUGAAAUCGCCAUGACUGUUUGCAGUUCAGAGGAUGAAAGGGAAGGAGCAGGCUUCCCAGACCCAGGGAGAGACCCCCUCUUUGCCACCCAGAAGUACUUCCCAGAACAGAAGGUGCCAGAACACAUCCCACCCCUGAACGCUCCAUCGGUCCAGGCUGCUCGGAGAACACAGCCUGCCACGGAGCCUCCACGGAUAACUGUCCAAAUCCCAGUUGUCCAUGAAAUGCCAGCCCCUCCCACCAGGCUGCAAAAUACGUCAAGUGGUGAAAACAAACCUUCUUGUAUUUUUGGAGGAGAGAAUGUGGUUGAAAAUGCACACACAGAAUUUCCCACCGUGACUGAGAACAGAAGGGGUCACCGAGCCCCAGUGGAACCGAGCAAGCUUUCAGGGAUGCAGGCAGGACUCGAGGCCUCUUCACCGCUGGGGCCACGGGCAGCUCCGCAUCCGGCAGCAGCAAGAGGGGCUGUGGGUGCCGACCACAGUGUCCCAGAGACACUUCUGACACAGAGACUCCAGACAGAUCCUGCUGGCGGGAAGGAAAACAAAGGCAGCUUCGAGAAUUCACAUGGUCCCAGGAAUCCUGACGAUAUUUCAGGAGAGAGGACCUCUGAGCUCAGAGAUGAGAAGCAUCUGUUGCCGGAAUAUAAUGAAAUAUCAACGCAGAACAAGGGCUCCGCAACAAAUUAUCCUGCAGCCUCACAAAACCUUCUGAGGGGAAACACCAGCCAUGCCUCCAGCAGCCAGAAAGUGCUGUCCCCGACCGGGAGAAACCCAACAGGAGCCCCCAUGUCACUGGCGGCAUCAUCCAAGGGGCGUACGGGGCCUGAGGGUCUCACCCCGAUGGGCACGACCGUGCCCGGCGCACUGGAGGAAUGCAGAAGGCCGCCGCUAAUAGAGUCUUCUCAGCCCCUGAAGGCUGCCGAGGAAAUCACCAGCCAUGAUGUUCGCGAGAACCCACCGUCCUCAUUAAAUGAACGACCCAAACCAGGUAUGAAAGCCUGUGGGGCGAUGGCAGCUGCAGGGAGCGUUGCGAGCCGCGCCACGCCUGCACCAGCACCAGGCAGCACCCAGAGCCCUGGAGACCGCACAGCGGGACAGCCAGAGAUGCUGGGCCAGUGGGGAAGCAGAGCCUUGUCCGAAAGCCACCCCAGAGGAGAGGCUCUCCCUCGAGACCCCCACAGCCACGGCCUCCUGGCCCCCGGGGGAUCCUCGGAGCCCAAGAGUGGAGCAGCAGGGACGAGCCUCCUGAGAGGCGUGGCCCUCCUCCAGCACCCAGAGGACAUUGCGACCCUCGCCCAGCACCCGGAGGAUGCUGCAGCCCUCGCCCGGCACCCAGAGGCGCCCCGAUUACACAUUUCAAACACGUCGGUAGGCAGCAGACAUACGGCAGCUGUAGGAGGCAGAAAGGAUGUGGCUGUGGAAGGAAACCUUUUGGGUUUCAGGACAAAGUCUGGAAUUCCUGCUUCUGAUCAUCCUAGGCCACAGGCAAAGAGCAUGGCAGAGUCCCCCAGCUAUGGCCCUGGCCUCCCGCCGUCGCCUCCUGAGAACCCACAGGCAAAGGGCAGGGAGGGCGUCAGGUCUUCCCGUGGGGCGGAGCCUGACCAUCUGCUUCCCGCGGUGCCUCCUGCGGAGGUGGACAUGGGGUUGGUAGGUGGCACCCACCAGCGGGGCCCUCCCCAUCUACAGGCACACCUGCCCCCUACUGCUGGUGACACACAGGCAAAGCUCCGGGCCAGUGUCCCCGAGCCUAGGACACAGGCAGGUGAAUCCCACGAGCGUCCCCUGACACAGGCGGACCUGGGGAGGCAACAGAGUCACCAGGCACAGGAGGAGACCCCCCAGCCCGGGGGUGCGGGGAAGAGGGUGGCGCCGUCGGGCCCGAAGGUUGUGCUGAACCCAGCAAAAGAGCCUCAGACACGGUGGGCACAGGAUCUGGCCGGGGACAAAGGGACGGCCAUUGGGGCUGGGGGCGCCUGCCAGCGCAGUGACCAAGGUCAGCAGCAUCUACAGGGACCCUGGGAGGAGCAGAGGAGGAGCACGACGUGGGGAGAAGGCACCAGGGCUGCCAAGAACCCAGCUGUGCCUCCAGGGGACCCCAAGGGGCUGGGAAGCCCGGCGGCCCAGGGACAGUCCCAGAAACAGGUUCAGGAAUGGGCCCAGGGACAGGUUCAGGGACACGCUCAAGAACAGACCCAGUGGCAGACCCAGAUAGAGGCCCAGGGGCAGGCACAGGAACCGGCUCAGGGUGGGACCCAGGGACACAGUCAGGGACAGGCCCAGAAACAGGUUCAGGAUUGUGCCUGGGGACAGGUUCAGGGACACGCUGAAGAACAGGCCCAGUGGCAGACCCAGAUAGAGGCCCAGGGGCAGGCACAGGAACAGGCUCAGGGUGGGACCCAGGGACAGGUUCAGGGACAGGCCCAGAAACAGGUUCAGAAUCGGGCCUGGGGACAGGUUCAGGGACACGCUCAAGAACAGGCCCAGUGGCAGACCCAGAUAGAGGCCCAGGGGCAGGCACAGGAACAGGCUCAGGAUGGGACCCAGGGACAGGUUCAGGGACAGGCCCAGAAAUGGACCCAGAAACAGAUUCAAGGACAGGUUCAGAAAUGGGCCCAGGAAGAGGCUCAGGGACAGGCCCAGUGGCAGACCCAGUGGGAGACCCAGAUAAAGGCCCAGAAAUGGGCUCAGGAACAGACCCAGAAAGGGGAUCAGAAACGAGCUCGGGAACAGGGUCGGGAAUGGAUCCAGAUAGAGGCUCAGGGUCAGACCCAGAAAGGGGCUCAGGAACGGGCUCAGGAACAGGGUCGGGAGCAGACCCACAUAGAGGCUCAGAGGCAGACCCAGAAAGGGGCUCAGGAACAGGCUUGGGAACAGGCUCAGGAGCAGACCCAGAUAGAGGCUCAGGGUCAGGCCCAGAAAGGGGCUCAGGAACGGGCUCAAGAACAGGGUCGGGAGCAGACCCACAUAGAGGCUCAGAGGCAGACCCAGAAAGGGGCUCAGGAACGGGCUCAGGGUCGGGCUCAGGAAUGGGCUCAGGGUCAGGCCCAGAAAGGGGCUCAGGAACGGGCCCAGGAGCAGGCUCAGGAGCAGACCCAGAUAGAGGCUCAGAGGCAGACCCAGAAAGGGGCUCAGGAACGGGCUUGGGAACAGGGUCGGGAGCAGACCCACAUAGAGGCUCAGGGUCAGGCCCAGAAAGGGCCUCAGGAACGGGCUCUGGAACAGGCCCAGAAAGGGGCUCAGGAACGGGCUCGGGAUCAGGGCUGGGAGCAGACCCAGAUAGAGGCUCGGAGGCAGACCCAGAAAGGGGCUCAGGAAUGGGCUCGGGAUCAGGGCUGGGAGCAGACCCAGAUAGAGGCUCAGAGGCAGACCCAGAAAGGGGCGCAGGAACGGGCUCGGGAACAGGGUCGGGAACAGGCCUUGACAAGUGGGAUGGCACCUCGGGCCUGGGAGCAGCCCAUUAGUGGCACAGCUGAGGGAGUGGAUGCUGCUGGCAGGCGUGGGGGGUCCAGAAGCCCAGCCCCCAGGGAUGGUGGACAGUCGGGGGGCAGUGGCCUGGGGGAGCCCAGCGCCUGGCACCCACCCCCAGGAAGCCACCCCCUCAGGGGCAAGAGCGUUGCCCCCCACCCCCCGGGGCUGGGAAAGAGCCCAACUGAGCCCACGCCCGAGGCUGGGGGCUGCGGGACUUCCCAGGCCCCGGCCCAGGAGGGGCCCCCAGACCACCCUGGGGCUGAGAGGUCCCCGCAGGACAGGAUGGAGGCAUCGGAGCCUGAGCGUCGCCGGAGGUCCAGGCACCUGGCCAAGUACAAAGCCCAGAGCUUCCGUGACCAGAGGGCCUUCGAUUUGUCCUUCAGACCAAUGAGCGUCAGGGCCAGCAACACGUCUGAGCUCCCAAAGUGAGGCCCCGAGUCCACACCGUGGCUCGCCCAGCACUGUGACAUCCACCCAUCGAGGGACUUCAGGCAUUUUCCUGCCUCCAAAUGUGUCUUGGAGCAUCCCCUACAGAGACGCCUGUUUCCAUAAUUUUCUUUCCCUUCUUCACAAGCUGACCUUGGGAGGACUGAGCUACAUGUGGGUUGGGUCCCUGUCACCCCACAAAGCCACGAGGCCCUGUGGCCUCACCAGGCCCUCGGGAUUCUUUGUGUCUUCACUCGAGGGCGCCAGCUCACCCCUCUCUCACACAGCCUGCAGCGUGGAGCUCACACCUCCCGCAGUGGCACGGUGUGUGCGUCCCCUUCGAUCUGCAGGAUGCUGGCACUUUGGGACGCCUCCCCAGCUCUCACAGGGCCACCUCCCAUGGCUCCCUGCCCACACCCCGCCGUGCCCUGCUCUGACAUGGCCGCAUGGCACCCACCAUCCAUGGGCCCAAAGUGACGCACACCGCCCCACCCCCAUGACUCGAAAGAAAGGGCAGAGCUUCCUCCAGCCUCAGACGCCCAGGCGGGUGCCGGGUGCCGCGUGGCUGCUGGGCCAUGUGGUGGUCACCAGAGGGUGUGGGGACGCUGGGAUCCCAGGCCGGAGCCAGCUCAUCCGGAGAAAGAGGCCUCAGGAAAUGCCCACGUUAAGUUCUGAGAAAGGGACAGUGCGGAGCCCUGGGAAGCCAGGAUCCCAAGGAAGCUUCAUCUGGAAACUGGGUGCUGGGAGAAUGAAUGGGAGCCCGCCCGCCCUUCCCUGCAGUCCCUGCAGGUGGCGCCACUGGUGCCAGUGACCGGAGAGCCUCGCUGUCUGUCCUCCAUCCUCCCGAACAGCAUAGAAGUGUUUCCUGCCCUGGCCCGAGACGGCCCACGACUCCGGCCUUGUUCAGGUACUGAGGUAAUGCAUGUUCAGGCUGGAAUAUUUGAAUGCUGUCUAGAGGCACAAGAAGGAAAUCAAAGCCACCUGUGGUCACAUUGCCUCGAGAUGAUUUUUGUUGCCACUCUGGACUAUUUUUUAGGCUCUUCCUCCAUGCAUCUAUUUUAAAGCACAUUCUUCCCCAUGAUGGAGCCGUGCGCCUCCGUGUCGCGAUCCAUUGUCCCAGGCCACUGAGUGGCCUCUGAAACCCUGACCCCUGAGGCCACAUGGCUGCCUGAGUGGCCCCGGAGCAGCCGGAUUUUCAGCGUGAAUCGAUGCAGCCUGUCGCCCUAUGGCCCUGCACCCUCGUUUUUGGUGGUGCCCUCCCUGUGGAAAGUUCAUUCCUGCUUUUUGAAGGUGUCUUGGCAUCUUCUGCCUUUGCUACUGAGCAGUUUCCUGAAACUGCAAAGGCGCUUUGGCGCCUGCUGCGAGCACCUCUGUUUUCUGACUUGGAUGUUCCUUUAGAAGAAGGUGUUUUCCAAUGUCGGCUCUGAGAGGGCGUUUAGCAGGUGCGUCCUACCCACGGCGAGGCUGAGGUCUCUUCUACCAGGGAAGGUCCAUCCCGGCAGACACCAGUGGCUUUCGCUCUGCGGCGCCAAGGAGGUGGCAUGACGUCAUGCUCCAGGGAGCGUACAGGUUUCCUUCCAGUCGAACAAUUAACUUCAGAUCCAGCAGGUUUGACCCAUCCUCACCUGCUAGGACAUGCGAGUGCUGGUGUCUGGAAGGAGGGCCGGGCUGUGCUGAGCUCUGGGGGGCCGGUCCCCACAGCUCCCCUCACAAGGACCCCGGUGCCUCCUCUAUAAAUCAGGGGUCCGUGCUCCCAGCCCACUUCGAGGGGUUUCUGCUUGGCGUGUGGGUUCUAAGUGCGAGCUGCUGUGUGUGGAGGCUCCCGAGCGCCGGGUGCCCCUCGCGUGUGUGGGUCCCGGGGCAGCCCAGCUGCACACAGGAUGGUCUGGGGGUGCAGGUGGGGGCAGAGCUGAGCAUGGCGUGUACUUGGCCACAGAAGUCUUGCUGUGGUGCCGCUGGACCCCUGCUAGGAGGACAGGGUCCCCUCUCUCACGAAGCACACGGACCCCCGGAGUCCCUGCCCCUGCAGUCCUGGGAGCCUGCAGUUGGGGCUGGAGUUGGCCUCUCAGAGCCACCCAACCAGAGAGGCCCAUGAGAGAGGAGCUCAGGGGUCCAGCAGAGGCUGACAGAGUGGCCUCUUUGUCCUGUUGGCGGCCCCUGUUCAUGCCUGGGGUGUCCUCCCUGGAGCUGGGGGAGCUCAGGGACCCCCAGGUCUGUGUGGCUGCCCCUGCCACUCCAGGCACAGCGGUGCGGCCCUCACUCUUUACCUAUUUUGAAUUUGAGGCAAUGAGUGGCAAGAACGUGAUGACAGACACGGGAGGUAAAAAUAUGUUCACUGGCUGUUCCCUUUAGAAAUAAGAAGCGGUGGGACUUGCGUUGCUAUUUUUAAAUAGACCAGAGAGUGCACUGGAGAAGGCAUUGAGUGGUUUUAUUUUAAGUGGUGGAAAAAAUGAUGAGAAUCUCCUCCAGAUGACAGCUCUGGAAGUGUCGUGCCUGAACCCCUCUCACAGUCUGGCGGGCACAGAGUCUGUGAGGGGCCAGGAGGCCACCUGCUCGACUGGCCCGUCCUCUCCGUGUGCCAGAUGCAGCCCAGCAUGACACUGCCCUCAGCUCAAAAACACCACAGCUACUCUGUGUGCAGGAAAAAACUGCCAGUGACUUCAUGAGGAUUUGAGAAUGGUCCGUACGUUCACACUAAGCUGAGACAGGGCAGUUAGAAGAUAGCGCGGGGAAAUACUCACACUGCAGGUACGACCAUCACUUCCACACUGCUAAGGUCCAACCCUCCCGGGGUGAAAUAACUAUAGCAGAAGAAUGGUGUGCUAACCACCCCCACGGGCAUUUUAAAUAAAACCCAAAGUUGUUUUUUUAAAAAAAAAUAAAAAAGAAAGAAAGAGGCCGGGCGCGGUGGCUCAUGCCUAUAAUCCCAGCAUUUUGGGAGGCCGAGGCAGGCGGAUCACGAGGUCAGGAGAUCAAGACCAUCCUGGCUAACACGGCGAAACCCCGUCUCUAGUAAAAAUACAAAAAUUAGCCGGGCGUGGUGGUGGGCGCCCGUAGUCCCAGCUACUCGGGAGCCUGAGGCAGAAGAAUGGCGUGAACCCGGUAGGCGGAGCUUGCAGUGAGCCGAGAUUGCGCCACUGCACUCCAGCCUGGGUGACAGAGCGAGACUCUGUCAAAAAAAAAAAAAAGAAAAGAGGAUAUUUAUUUUAGCUUCUUAGUUAACAUUAAUUUUGUGUAUUUGAGCGACUCGUUGACUGCCUCCUCCCUGCAGUUUUUUACGGUUCCUCCGGCUGUCGACAGGCCUGCUGUGAGCCGCAGGUCUGUGGGUGCGAGUGACAACAGCCAGGCGGGAGGCACUCAGGUGGCAGGAAGGUCCCGAGACGGCUACAAGAAUGUGGUCAUGUUCAGGACACUCGCUCAGGGAGGGUCAUUGUCUGGGAUUUUACACGCUCAGCACCACCUCCUUAUUCUGUUCUCAGGGUAUCUCUGCUGUUGGAGUUACGGUCUUUCGGUUAUGUAUUAGGCUACAGCUAUUUAUUAAAUUUUUUCUUGUUCGUAUUCUUCUUUGUAUAUAAACAACCCUAAAAUGGGUUAGUCAGAAAAAAUUACUAAAUGUCAUUUGUUGUAUUCUGUCUGUAUUUUUACUAACAUCAUUCAGCUGGAAAUAAUUUCAAAAAGAAAUAAAAUACC